GGAUGCGAAGGAGACAAGCGCCUUUUCUGAGCGCAUGUCAAAACACCCGUUUGUAUACAAAUACUUAAUUUUACUCUGCGUAACUCUUCUGCUUGAAUAAAACCCGCAGUGUGACACCGGCAAAUCUUUCGGUGAGGUCUGACGUGUCAGCAUGGCCCCAAAAAAGGAGCGAAUGCCCAAUGAUCAAAAUGAUAGCUGGGUUGUCAUUAUGGCAGACUCCGCCAUAGACGUACAGAGCAAGGACAGUGACCCAACUUUUGUGAGACUGCGGAAUCCCUCAACAGAUCAAGCCUCUCUGUACAUGCUGAGUGGUGGCGGUGAUGGCGUGCUGCAGCUUUAUGAGGUCAAAGCAUUUGAAGAGGACUUUCGCUCCUGGUUUGUUGGCCAGAUUGUCCAGAGAGAUGGGAGACUUCUGUUUGUCACACCGAUGGAUCCUCUGUAUCUUAUUUUGCCUUAUUUGAUCAAAUCUGGAAAAGAAGAUAAGUUCCAGCCUGUGGCUCAAAUGGUGAUGGAUGAAGACUUUCCUGCAUGCACCAAGCUCCUGAGCUGUACACGUUCUCUAGAUUCUAUGCAUCACAUUGCAGAUGAAAAAGAGGUGGGAAGCCUGAAAUUUCACCGAUACAGUCGGGAAAAAACGAUGGAUUGGUUGAAGAAAAAGGUGGAAAAAACAAUCCUGGUGCUAAAGAAGAGGAACAUCUCUGUGGGGCAGGGAGUUAAAUCCACAACAUACAUUCAACUCAAGAUUGAGUCUGGCUCAACUGAAGAGAACUACCUUCGCUACGCCCACGGCCUUAUAUCAGAGUACCUCAGCGAAGACCUAAGUAAAGAACUCCUCCAUCACCUGCAGUUGCCAGAGAUUACAAGUCCAACGGAGACAGAGCCACCUUUAAAGAAACGUAAACUGUCCGACAAGCCAGUGGAGGCAGGAGAAGACUACACCAAAUUCAACAGUGAAGACUUUGUGCGAAAACCGCCAAAGAAGAUGACGGCCGCACAGAAAAGUCUGGCAAAGGUGGACAAGACCGGGAUGAAGACAAUGUCAUCUUUCUUCAGCCCCAAAGUCAAAUCGGAAAAAAAAUGAUGGUCGGUUGCUCUUUUCAUAUUUUGUAAAUGUUACUUUUGUAUUAAAGGAAAGAAAAUGUUUACCGUCUUCACCUGCU
Molecule: messenger RNA, 1160 nt
Organism: Doryrhamphus excisus (bluestripe pipefish)
Lineage: Eukaryota; Metazoa; Chordata; Actinopteri; Syngnathiformes; Syngnathidae
Gene: rnaseh2b
Product: ribonuclease H2, subunit B
Biological process (GO): RNA catabolic process
Cellular component (GO): nucleoplasm; ribonuclease H2 complex
Source: RefSeq, a predicted model, not a curated record